CCCGCGCCGGCGCGCUCCGACGUGCCCUGCAACUUACCCUCCCUGGGAGAGCAGCCUGCGGGGACGGGCGGCUGCGGCCGCGGCCGGGGGAGCGCCCUUUGCAGGCGAGCGGGGCUCGGGCGAGGUGGCCUCGGCGUCGUGGCGGAGUGCCCGCGGAGCGGGGUGCAGGUUUAAAUAUUAUACUGGACAUGUAUUUCUCAUAAGCAGUACCAGCCCACCAGGCCAUCAAGCCAGAAUGUGGCACACCAUCCUUUUUGAGAAGAGGUGAACAUUACUGAUUAAAAAUGGCAGACAAAAGUGGGAAGCUAGUUCCAGGACAAGUGUACAUCGAAGUGGAAUAUGAUUACGAAUAUGAAGCAAAGGACAGAAAAAUUGUGAUAAAGCAAGGGGAGCGCUAUAUCCUGGUAAAAAAGACCAACGACGACUGGUGGCAAGUGAAGCCGGAUGAGAGUUCCAAGGCGUUUUACGUGCCCGCCCAGUAUGUGAAGGAGGUGGCCCGCAAAGCACUUAUGCCUCCUGUCAAACAGGCCGUCGUGCUGCCCAACAGUUCAGUGAAGAUGAUGCAGAGUUUGCAUCUGCAGAGAUCCGCUGAGAAUGUGAACAAGCAGCCUGAGCUGUCGAGUUUCGGGAAGCCCUCGCUGUCUGUCCAGGGAACAGGCCUUAUCCGCGAUGCCAAUCAGAACCUGGGACCCAACUACACCGCGGGCCAGACGCUGAAUCUGAGCCUGGAUCUGACCCACAAUAACGGCAAGUUUAUUAACAGUGACUCGCACUCGCCGAAAGUUUCAAGCCAGAACAGAACGCGUUUGUUCGGCCACUUUCCAGGGCCGGAGUUCUUGGACAUCGAGAAAACCAGCUUCUCCCAGGAACAGGCAUGUGACUCUGCAGGGGAGGGCUCUGAGAGGGUCCAGCAGGAUUCGGAAUCGGGCGAUGAACUUAGCAGCAGCUCCACGGAACAAAUCAGGGCAACAACACCUCCAAGUCAAGGACGGCCAGAUUCUCCUGUUUAUGCUAAUCUUCAAGAACUGAAAAUAUCCCAGUCUGCUCUUCCUCCUCUCCCGGGGAGCCCCGCGAUUCAAAUUAAUGGAGAAUGGGAAACGCAUAAGGAUAGUUCAGGGCGCUGUUAUUACUAUAACAGAGGAACGCAGGAAAGAACUUGGAAACCCCCUCGUUGGACCCGGGAUACAAGCAUAGGCAAAGGAGAUUUCCAAAAUCCAGGAGAUCAAGAGUGGCUCAAGCACGUUGACGAUCAAGGUAGACAGUAUUACUACAGUGCUGAUGGAUCCCGAUCAGAAUGGGAAUUGCCAAAGUAUAAUGCUUCAUCUCAGCAGCAAAGAGAAAUUAUCAAGAGUAGGAGUCUGGACAGGCGGCUGCAAGAACCAAUAGUGUUAACAAAAUGGAGACAUAGCACCAUUGUAUUGGACACCAAUGACAAGGAAUCUCCAACUGCCUCAAAACCCUGCUUACCUGAAAAUGAGUCUUCUCCCUCUUCACCAAAGCACCAAGAUACAGGUCAAGAGAAAUAUGGAUUAUUAAAUGUAACAAAAAUUACUGAAAAUGGGAAAAAGGUUCGGAAAAACUGGUCGUCUUCUUGGGCCGUGUUGCAGGGGUCAUCUUUGCUCUUCACCAAGACCCAAGGAAGUAGCACAAGUUGGUUUGGGAGUAAUCAAUCCAAACCAGAGUUCACAGUGGACCUUAAGGGGGCAACGAUUGAGAUUGCUUCAAAGGAGAAAUCCAGCAAAAAGAAUGUAUUUGAGCUGAAAACCCGCCAAGGAACGGAGCUGCUUAUUCAGUCUGAUAAUGACACUGUUAUCAAUGACUGGUUUAAAGUCCUUAGUAAUACUAUCUGUAAUCAGACAGAAACAGAGGAAGCAUUUGAAGAAGAGAUACCAGAUUCCCCAGGAAUGGAAAAGCACGAUAAAGAAAAGGACCAUAAGGAGCCUAAAAAACUUCGUUCCAUGAAAAUGUCUAGUAUAGAUUCUUCUGAACAGAAAAAGACCAAGAAAAAUCUAAAGAAGUUUCUUACGCGACGUCCCACUUUGCAAGCUGUUCGUGAAAAAGGUUAUAUUAAAGAUCAGGUAUUUGGAUGCAAUCUUGCUAAUCUGUGUCAGAGAGAGAACAGCACAGUGCCAAAAUUUGUGAAGUUAUGCAUUGAACAUGUUGAAGAAUACGGUUUGGAUGUUGAUGGGAUUUACAGAGUAAGUGGUAACCUCGCGGUGAUCCAGAAGCUGCGAUUCGCUGUUAAUCACGAUGAGAAAUUGGACUUGAAUGAUAGUAAAUGGGAAGAUAUCCAUGUCAUCACUGGAGCCCUCAAAAUGUUUUUUCGAGAAUUACCAGAACCUCUUUUUACAUUUAGUCAUUUUAAUGAUUUUGUUAACGCAAUUAAACAAGAACCGAGACAGCGAGUUGCUGCUGUUAAGGACCUAAUCAAACAGUUGCCAAAGCCAAAUCAAGAUACAAUGCAGAUUCUGUUCAGGCAUCUCAAAAGAGUUAUAGAAAAUGGAGAAAAGAACCGAAUGACUUAUCAGAGUAUAGCAAUUGUUUUUGGGCCUACUCUCUUAAAGCCAGAGAAGGAGACUGGGAAUAUAGCAGUUCAUACUGUCUACCAGAAUCAGAUUGUGGAAUUAAUCCUGCUGGAACUAAGCUCCAUCUUCGGACGCUGACUCCUGCUGAAGACGUCCUGUGGAACAGAAGCUGGAUUCCAUCAGAUUUCACAUCCUUAUUCAUGAUGUUUUUCAUUUUUGGACCAAGCAGUGACUUUUUGAUUUUUGCACUUUUUUUUUUUUGAGGGAUAAGGUGGGAACGGGAGAGUCAAGAUGUGUAUUGCGCCCUCAUAUUUGCUGCUUUGUUGCAAGAUGAUAUCACUGUGCGUGAUUCUGAAUUAAUUUUAUCCUGAAUGUUUGCAUUUCAUACUCUGAAUUUCAGUAAAAAUUGAAACUUGUCCUUCUGACCAGUCAUAAACACUGGAUAAUUUGGUAAGAAAGCUAUGCUGGUGAGAAUGCUAUGGUUUGGGUUUUUCUUUUUCUUUUUCCCUCAAACUGGAUAAUGUAGCAUUUCUUCUCAUGAUUCAUUGGGUUCGCCACAUAAUAGAACAAUACGUAGUAUCAGUUAUAUUAAAAACGCUCUUGGGCAUUUGAAAAAAAAAUGAUGUCUAUCUGUUUCGAAACCUGUGUAUUUCUUUUUCAGGGUUUCUGCAUGCAGUGGCAGUCUGAGUGCUAAAUUCAUUAGAACCCAGAUAGAAUCCCCUGAUGAAGGCUUUGCUUCUGUGCUGCGUAGCAUCCUCAUUGGAUAUCUUAGUUGCUUGUUCGAGCAGCACACUAAUGUUACUUAAAACACUGUGAUAUGCUGGGGUUUAAUUUAGUGUAAGUCCGUUCAGGGUACUUUGGGGUUGUCUGUGCUACACUUAUCCUGUAGCUUACAACCCCGAUUAUAUCUAGUGCCAUACUGAUUUCUUGGUAUGACCCUGUGGAAGCAGACUUUAUUUUAUGUAAAUACAGGCUAAAGACAAUGUCUUUUAGCUUAUGUGUAUAAUUGUGUUGUAUAGUCUCAGAGUACAUUCUAACCCUACAUUUCUAAUCACAAUACUGGUAAUCUUUUUCGUGAAUAUUAGGUUUCCUCCAGAAAUAGGCCAUUAUUUGAGAAAGUUAACUGUGCACUUUUAGAUUCUAAUUACAUUUACAGGCAAAUCACUGUAAUACAAAUGGUACUGGAAAAAUACCGAGUAGACUUGCUAAAUGGUAAAUGCACUACGAAGGGAACCUUUUAGGUUAUUUAAUAUGUACAGAAUACAUUAGAAAAAAUUUAUUACAGAAUUCUAACUGUGGUAGGAAUAGUGGAAACCCAUAUGCAAAUUAGAUAGAUGUCAGAUGGAAAAUGACAUUACCAAAUUUGAGAAUUUCUUUUUACAUUACUAAUGUAGAUUGAUUUGUAUAAUAAAACAGGGUCUGGAAGGUUUUGUUACAGAGAGCAUGGUUGUCUGUUGGAGACUUUUUUUAAUGUAUUUUUCUAGAUUAACUGCUGUAUAUGAAAUGUCUAAUCUGAAUAAAGAAAACUAUAAGAGGUUAGAGAUUUUUUCCCAUUGGAAAUGUGCAUUUUGGUUUCUCAUUUUGUUUUUGAUUUUGCGUUUACCAGCAUAUUCUUAUACCUCACUUUAAAAAAAUCAACUGAAUCCAAUAUUUUCUGUGGCAAAUACAUUUUCCUCAUUUCACACCUUCUCUACUCCCUGCUAUGUCAACAACCUUCACCACCCUUUCCCUACCUCUUAUUUCUUCAUCAGUUUUUCAAAGUGAAUAAUUUGUAACUAAAACUCCUUUUUCUUAGAAUUGUAUUUAUGAUUUACAGAUUGACUUCACGGAAACAAAUGAUUUUUAUAUGAUCUGUCUAAAAGCCUCUCACCUGAGUUUUGUGAUAAAAGUGUUGUUUCUUGUUGUGGCUCUUAUUUAAUUGUUAACAAAUGAAGCUACUUGACAACAGUGGGAAAGCAGAUUAUUUUGGGCAGGGAGUAAAAAGCCCUGAAAUCAGGUUGUUUAUAUUUGCCCAAGGGUGACCUUAAUGCUACACUAUGCUUAUGACUGGACUAUAAUGUGAUUGUACACCAGGAAAAUAAUUAGAUUCAAAUCAGUGAUUUUUUUUUCUGUUGGUAGUUACCAGACAUAUCAAAGUUUAAAUUUGUCCUGUGUUUCUUGUUUCAAGGUACAUAUUUGUGUAUGUGAAGUCUUGAAUGUUGUAUAAGUCUACAGCUAAUCAGUUUAUUAUAAUAUUGUAUGUGUGGUGAGAUCGAUGUCUUGUGUUUUCUUUAUUUGUGAAUUAAAAAUUCUCACUUUUUUUUGUAAUAACAAAACCAGUAAUAUUUUCCUGUGUCGACAGCUUGAUUUUUAGUAGAAAAUAUAUUAAAGACUAAAAUAAAUUGUCAGUGAAAGCUUA
Messenger RNA from Sorex fumeus (smoky shrew), 4923 nucleotides. It is a transcript of the gene ARHGAP12, whose product is annotated as Rho GTPase activating protein 12. The transcript is spliced from 18 exons. Gene Ontology annotation, molecular function: protein binding. Gene Ontology annotation, biological process: regulation of GTPase activity; signal transduction. Lineage: Eukaryota; Metazoa; Chordata; Mammalia; Eulipotyphla; Soricidae. The record is from RefSeq and is a predicted model, not a curated record. Gene Ontology annotation, cellular component: cytoplasm. Bases 285 to 2663 code for a protein of 792 amino acids.